AUGAGGUCUCUGGAAAUGACGGCACCAUGGCAUGAAGAAGAAGAAGACGUGGAAGUGGAAGACAUGGAAAUCCGGAAACACCAUGAUGGAAGAGACGAUCUCACAGAGUCGAGCAGCGAUGAAGCGACAGGAAGAAAAAGGAGAAAAAAUGGAGGUAGCGCAUCUAGUGGUAGUGCAUCUAGUGGAACGACACUAAGGCGGCGAAAAACGUGUAUUAGUGCGAGAGAGAGAAACUUAAGAAGACUGGAAAGCAACGAGAGAGAAAGAAUGAGGAUGCAUUCCCUAAAUGAUGCGUUCGAGCAACUCAGAGAAGUCAUUCCACACAUAAAAAUGGAGAGGAAACUAUCCAAAAUAGAAACAUUAACAUUAGCAAAAAAUUAUAUAAUGGCAUUAACAAAUGUUAUUUGUGAUAUGCGAGGAGAAGAGAAGCACUAUACAUUCGUCCAAGACGUAGAUAGCGACGCAGAAUUAGAGUCAACCACCACCUUAGAGGACGAGUCCAGUAGGGAACAGAAUAACAACAGUAUGUUCCAAGAAAAUCUGGAAUCUCCAACAGACGACCCAAUGGUUAAUUCGCGUUGA
Molecule: messenger RNA, 582 nt
Organism: Phaedon cochleariae (mustard beetle)
Lineage: Eukaryota; Metazoa; Arthropoda; Insecta; Coleoptera; Chrysomelidae
Source: the annotation of a GenBank genome assembly